This is a messenger RNA of Pimephales promelas (fathead minnow), 2104 nucleotides long. RefSeq names its product T-box transcription factor 16 (gene tbx16). Gene Ontology annotation, biological process: heart morphogenesis; cell fate specification; regulation of transcription by RNA polymerase II. Gene Ontology annotation, molecular function: DNA-binding transcription factor activity, RNA polymerase II-specific; RNA polymerase II cis-regulatory region sequence-specific DNA binding. The record is from RefSeq and is a predicted model, not a curated record. Lineage: Eukaryota; Metazoa; Chordata; Actinopteri; Cypriniformes; Leuciscidae. Gene Ontology annotation, cellular component: nucleus; chromatin.
GUGAAAGCGUGGCCAUCAAAACCAUCGAGCUUAGAACAUAUGAAAAGCAAAGUUCAGACGAACUCAAGUGACAACAAUUGCAUUUUAAAUUAUUCACCACAGUUGUAAAAAUCAGGACCCGGUGUCUGUAGCAUCAGUGAGAAUUAGUGGAUAUGUGCGUGUGAAUUCGCAAACACGAGCGCCGAGUGUGUCAGAUUGUGUUUGUGCGAGGGGGGUCAAUGCAGUCAAUUAGAAAGUGAAGUCUUUGCUCUUCCUCACAUUAGCUGGAUUAAUGAAGGGAGUUUGGUAGCCUGUAUUCUUUGGGCCUGUACGUAUUUGUUUAAAAGUCCUUUAGCAGUUCAUAAAGACAUGUUUCCUCCGCUUGUCCCCUUCCUGUUGGGACUCUAUCAAGGCUCUGCUAACUCUCUUUGAUUCCGCACAUCGACCAAUCGGAUCAUGGCAUUGACUCAUCACUGAGUCACUUCAAAGGCAGGGAAUGGGGGUUCAAGCCCCGCCCACAUCCAGAACCCACUUAAAGGUGUGGGACGCCGCCUCUGCAUCUGUACAGACAGACACAACUUCAUCCUUGGACUUAACAAACAUUGGAUUUAACUCAAGCCCUUUAAGUUCUUAUGGAGAACUUGUGUUUUAACUGAAACGUCUAGGUGUUGCUCAUUCUUGUUCUUCUGGAGGAGAAGCCUACAUAAUGCAGGCUAUCAGAGACCUCAAGCAUAAUUUCAGCCUCCCUCCUCCGCCUUCCAUGGCUGGAGCCGGCGAUUCCUACCACCAAGGCAACAUCCGGAUGACCAUAGAGGAUCCGGAUCUGUGGAGAUCCUUCCAUGAGAUCGGCACCGAGAUGAUCAUCACCAAACCUGGCAGGAGGAUGUUUCCACACUGCAAAAUCAGCUUGUCUGGAUUGGUGCCGUAUGCAAAGUACAUCUUACUGGUGGACAUGGUGCCUGAAGAUGGUCUCAGAUAUAAGUGGAACAAGGACAAGUGGGAAGUGGCGGGGAAAGCUGAGCCUCAGCCGCCCUAUAGGACGUACCUACACCCGGAUUCGCCAGCGCCCGGAAGCCACUGGAUGAAACAGUCCGUGUCUUUCCUCAAACUCAAGCUCACCAACAACGCCCUGGACCAGCAUGGACAUAUUAUACUUCACUCCAUGCACCGCUACCACCCGCGUUUCCACAUCGUCCAGGCUGAUGAUUUGUACAGUGUACGCUGGAGCGUCUUCCAGACCUUCACCUUCCCCGAGACCACCUUCACUGCGGUCACAGCGUACCAGAACACAAAGAUUACAAAGCUGAAAAUCGACCACAAUCCAUUUGCCAAAGGAUUCAGAGAUGAGGGUACAAAUUCUAAAAGACGGGCAAACAGAAGUCUGGCUGAUCCUGAGAGAGUUGCAAAGAAAAUGUCAAAAGACUCUGAACAUGGAAGCCCACGAGAUAUCCAACAGUCCUCGUGUGAAGGUCUGGAUGAUGAACACGUGUCCCGCAAGGAGUCGGAGGUGAAGGUGGAGCGGUACUCCCCAUGGGGAAGUUCGUGCGACCGGGACAACAGCCACGCUCUCCGCGCAGAGUCCCCGCUGGGCUCGGACCCUCGGGACAUGUACAGCUCUGAACAGCUCGUACCCGGACAGAGCACGUACCAGCCGUACAGAUUUCAUGAAUAUGGCAAGUCCCCCUCGCCGUCGUCCUCCAGUGCUGGCAGCGCGAGUGUAUGUGGGAGCGCCGGCCGCUCCAGCCUCGAAUCCCGUGUGCCGGAUGUUGCCACCGUGCCUGAUCACGAAUCCUCCAGCAAACCCUCCGCCCCGGAGUUCGGUCUUCCCCCCACCUGCCCCCCACAUCCCUCGGCGGGACACCAGGACUACACAGGGGUCCUGAACAUGGCCAUAGCCCAGACCAAGCCUGGUAUACUGGGCCACCAUCCUCUCUACACCCCCUACAGCACAGAACAGUGGAGCGGGGCAGCGUCCGCUCAAUACCCCCCGCCACCACCCCCCCAUCACCACCUACCCAGCGAAUACAGCACCCAGGCCGUCCAUCACGGGUACCACCAUGGAAAUGUAGGGGACUGGAGCCAAUACCCAUUGUUCUCCUACUCGUGCUGGUGAACUUUCUAAAGG